Anoplophora glabripennis (Asian longhorned beetle) is the source of this 2877-nucleotide messenger RNA. RefSeq names its product protein tamozhennic (gene tamo). Lineage: Eukaryota; Metazoa; Arthropoda; Insecta; Coleoptera; Cerambycidae. The record is from RefSeq and is a predicted model, not a curated record. Gene Ontology annotation, cellular component: cytoplasm. Bases 231 to 2111 code for a protein of 626 amino acids. The transcript is spliced from 5 exons.
UUGAGGUAUAUAGAUGAUCCAUAAUUAUACCAUAAUCAAAAUACUUAUAUAGCACGGUUUGAUGUGAGACUACAUUCUGAAAUAUGAAAUUGAUUUGUGAAAUUAGGAAGUAUAAACUACUCAAUACGAAAACAAGAUAAUUUUCGCAAAGAAUAGUAGGUGUAAAGUAAAAUUUAUGAACAGCUGUUUGAUAGGUUGAAUAUUUAAGGAGUGACGUUAAUUUAAAUAAUAUGGUCAUUAUGGAAAAUUAUUAUUCUCCACACAAUAGAAUAUACGAGUUAUGGCAAGAAAUAGAGAAAUGCCAUUUAAGUUAUUUGGAAAUGGAGGAAAGUCCAGAGAAAAUCGAGCAGCGAAAUAAACUAGAAGAAUACAUUCAUAACUUCUUGUGUGUUGCUACACAUUCACAAAAAUUUAUGUUCCAAGAAACCCAAGAAGUUUUACAAAGGUCAGCUAGUAAUAAAAAAGAUUUUAGUGGUUACAAAGCAGCUACUGGAUUUAAUGCAAUUCAGCUAUAUGCUGGAAAUUUGCUUUCUCAGCCUUGGAGAAAAGAAUAUAGACAAAUUAAGACAUACUGUGGUUUCUAUAAACAUCAAAUAGAAGCGAAUUUAGUGGGAGCAGAAAUCUUAUUUGAAGUAAUGGGUUACAAACAUUACACGGAUGGAAUUUUGGAGCUGGAUGGCCCAUUAUGCCCAGACAGAGUAGCUGCCAUUUCAAAGGACUGCCUUAUUGCCUAUGUUGAAUGUCAGAUUAUGAAAGCAAUUUGGGAGGAACUGUCAUCUUCCUUCAAAAUAUCCUGGUUGGAAGUGUUGGAAUUCCGCAAGACACACUUAUGCGGCCCAGAACAGGCCAUCAAAGCGCUCAGGUACCGCCACCAUCAGCGACAGUACCAAGAACAUACCAGGAGUUACUCUCAAGGCUCCGACUCGUAUGUCCCUCGAUGUCAGCCGAUUGCUGUUCCUUCCACUUCUCCCGUUGUACCCAUCAAUCACUCUUUCCCUCCACUAGCCGGCUUAAGCAGUCACCAUCAUGUCGGUCUACCUCCCACUCCACAACCCAUGCCGCAGUACGUCUAUGCCAAUGGCUGCUGUGCGAAUAAUUACUCUACCUGCGGGGCUUACGCCUACAUGCCGUACUCACAGCCGAUGAUGAAACCGAAUGUAAACGGUUAUUAUUUCACAAAUGGGUAUCCAACACCCCCGAUGCCUCCAAACUAUCAGUAUCCCGUACCAACCGGCCCUCUUAUAGAUUUAGAACCCCAUAAUGGAGGUUAUGAUGUUACGGAUAGGGGUAGUCACAAACCGCGUCACACGGAUCACAUUAAUAACGAUUUAUAUAAAAUUAAGGAUAAUGAAGUUAAGGCCAAUAUUAUAGACAAGGAAAAUGACAAAGAGGACUCACAAUUUGAGGACUGGGAUUAUGUUUAUCGCAACUUAGAAAGCCAGGGUUACUCGAAAGACCUUGGCGAAAGAGGUGAUGUUUUAAGCCCUAACUCGCACAAACUGUUGAAGGAUGGCAGGAGGAUUAAGGAAACGAAUUUAGACGAGGCUCUGAAUAACCUGAUGGUUAACGAUAGGCCCUUAAAAGUGAGUGAGGCCAUCAAACGUCUGGAACAGGAAAAGAAGCCUCAGCCACUUCCAGAAGCAACCAGAAUCGACAAACAAACUUCCCCUACAAGCAGUUACGAAAACUUAAAUACGAACGAUGUAGUGAAAAAGCCAGUGUUGAAAACUACGAAAACCAUAAAUUAUGCCAAGACGAAAUCUCUCCCGAGGGAUAAACCUCAAAUUUUAAAUGACAAGCAACCGCAGAACUUCAAAACGUUAGACGUGAGAAAAACAAAGGAAGAAAAAAUCGGUAAGUCGGUCAAAGAGCAGAAUACGAAUGAAGCGAAGCCUAGUUCCACCACAUGGCAGUGUAGAGCCUGUACGUAUCUGAAUGACUUUACCAAAGAUAUAUGUGAUAUGUGCAGCAAGAGCCGUAUCACCACCAUGGAGCAACCGAUGGAGAUCGGCGGUGCGGAGUGCUCCAAAUGUACUCUAGUUAAUCCAAAGAACCUUAAGAUUUGCGAGGCCUGCGGCGCAAGUCUUAAAGGUUCCCCUACCUACAUUUAGAUGUAUAAAGGCUUAACAUACAGGGUUUGCACAAUAUUUCUUUUUUAAUUUAAAAAAAUUCUGUUUUGAAACGAUACAUGUAUGAGAUGUGUAAAAAAGUAUUUAGAAUAUAUAAUUCGUUUUGUUAAUUAGUGAAGGCAUGUUUCUUUCAUGACGUCGAUGAUGUUAAAGCUUUAUUAAUAGAGGCAGUAGUGCCGGUGAUAUGUUCUGUAUUUUUUUUUUUUGCUUCACUUUAGGGAUUAUGUAUUGUUAUUUUAUACUAAUUUUAUAUAAAAUCUACUACAGGAUCUUCCACCAACUAUUGAUUUCUGAACAGUAAACUGUAACUUUAAAUUCAAAAUAUUUUUUGGUGUGAUAGCUGAAAGGUAUGGCAAAAGUUAUAAAAAAAAUUAAAAGUUGAAACUUGCAUAAAUAAAAAAGUUUUGGUAAAAUUCAAAAUUAUAAAAAGUGUGGAAUCAGGUAGUACCGUCUUGGCCUUUCCGUAAUAUUUGCUGCAGUUCACUUUUAUUACUAUCAAUAUUCACAAAUGUAAUAAAAUCAUUUAAUCCCCAAUACGUUUUGUGAUAAGCAAGAAUAGGAAAUUCGUUGGAUUGUUUGAUUAUGAUUAUUUAUUGUUAGACUUUUUAUAUUGGUUGGUUUUGUAAAUAUAAGUACAUAAACAAUAAUAUUGUUUAAAAUAAUAAUGAGACUUAUCAUUAAGUGUUUCUUAGGCACGAUGAUGAAUUUAUUUUGUGUAAAUAUGCAAGCUUAAAUAAUAAAAUGUAUA